This is a messenger RNA of Sparassis crispa, 303 nucleotides long. RefSeq lists its product as hypothetical. Lineage: Eukaryota; Fungi; Basidiomycota; Agaricomycetes; Polyporales; Sparassidaceae. Bases 1 to 303 code for a protein of 100 amino acids. The transcript is spliced from 3 exons. The record is from RefSeq and is a predicted model, not a curated record.
AUGCCUUCAUCGAAGAGCUCGAGGAUGCUGCAGACGACGUCGCCGCUGCCCCGGGCAUCAUCUUCCACUGCAUUAGAUGACUCAAAAAACGCCCGCACCAGACAAUGGCUUACUCGUCCUCUGGACCGUGCAGACCUCGCGACGGGAUUGCACGCCGUUUCCGAGCGUCUGCAGGGCGCUGAUCUCGCGGAAGAUGAAUGGAUCGUUAGCCUGCUAUCUGAGUUAGCAGCGCAUCUUAGAGGCAGAGACGAAGAACAAAGCCGAUAUUUGAGCGAGGCGGUGGUCAGACUGCAAAAGGCUUGA